Coccidioides immitis RS is the source of this 1244-nucleotide messenger RNA. RefSeq names its product 3-hydroxyisobutyrate dehydrogenase. Bases 146 to 1108 code for a protein of 320 amino acids. The transcript is spliced from 2 exons. Gene Ontology annotation, molecular function: NADP binding; NAD binding; 3-hydroxyisobutyrate dehydrogenase activity. Gene Ontology annotation, cellular component: mitochondrion. Gene Ontology annotation, biological process: L-valine catabolic process. NCBI's taxonomy places the organism in Eukaryota, Fungi, Ascomycota, Eurotiomycetes, Onygenales, Onygenaceae. The record is from RefSeq and is a predicted model, not a curated record.
UAGAGAUGCUCUACUCACUUUGGACAAAGGUACCCCAUGCAAAGGGAACGUGUGUGUGAAGGGCGCAUCGUACCUGGUGGCCCUACUUGAUUGCAUGGGACUUUCUACCUCGAGCUUCCAUUAGCACAUAAUUCUUCUCGUUAAGAUGUCUAUUGUUAGAUCUAGAAGCCUGGGAUUCAUCGGAAUCGGGGCGAUGGGUCGACCCAUGGUGGAAAAUCUCGCAAGCAAAUUACCACCCACUUCCAUUAUUAACAUCUACGAUGUGUCCGAGAAGGCGAUGGACGAGUUAUCCAUGAGGAAUGACGGAAAGAUAGUGAAGUGCUCAAGCGCGAAAGAUGUGGCAGAAAAAUCAGAUAUCAUUAUUACCAUGGUUCCCGAAGGCCUGCACGUCAGACAAGUAUACCUUGACUCUACAGCUGGGAUAUGUACCGCCGAUAUAUCCAAUAAGCUGAUCAUCGACUGCUCUACAAUUGAUACCGCGACAAGUCUCUCAAUUAAAGAGAAUAUUUCCGCAAAGUUUCCCACUGCAUCGUUCUACGAUGCGCCUGUCAGUGGUGGCGUGAUCGGUGCUAAAAAGGGGACUAUCGCGUUCUUCCUUGGUUGCGCGAAUGACGACCCAAACCUCCCUCAGCUUGCAGAACUCGCGUCUAUGAUGGGCAAGCAAGUCAUACCCUGUGGUGGGCCAUCCCUAGGCCUCGCAGCAAAGCUUUCGAAUAACUAUCUCUCUGGCCUGAUCGCCAUCGCUUGCUCGGAAGCAAUGAACAUGGGAAUGCGCUCAGGGCUGGAUCCUCGUGUGCUGGCCAACGUCUACGCCGCAGGUACUGCACAAAAUACGAUCUGCGACCGGUUCAACCCUGUCCCGGGUGUAUAUCCUGAUUCUCCGUCGAGUAAUGGAUACAAAGAGGGGUUCAAAGUGCAACUCAUGAAGAAGGAUAUUGGGCUGGCUGUUGAGAUGGCACAGAGAGUCGGGGCACGGUUGGCCUUGGGCGAAGCGGGCCUGAAGGCCUAUGCAGACGCUAGUGAAGAUCCCAGGUGUAGAGAUCUAGAUUCGAGGGUUGUUUAUCGGUUUCUAGGGGGAAUUGAGGAUUGGGAAGGGAGAGAGCAGUGAAUAGCAUGUGAAGAGUUUGACUCCAUUCCCGUUGGAAUCAUUAAGGUCUGUGUAAUAAUGAUCCAUGACUCUAUAAUUUUAAACAAGAUAUGCUUUAGAUCGCACGAGAGUAGAAAAAGUCGUUUCUCGUCUUCAG